AGGGCAGAGCAGCGCCACGCUGGGCGACAUGCAAUGAUUCACCGCCCAUCAUGGCCGAGCGAUGCCCCAUCAUGGCCGUUAUAAACCCCGUGGCUGCUGCCCCCAGCAUCCAGUCCAUCAUCCGCAAAACAUUACUCGAAUCCCGUCUCGGCAAGAGAACUCGCCUGAACCCGCUCCUUCCUUCGCCGUUCCCAAUCGCCUCCAGCACCAACACCAGCACCAACAUGAACUACGCCUUCUUCAAGCGCGGCAUUCCCCUGGAAGUCUACCCCAUCUUUGGCAUGAUUUCGUGCGCCGUUGCCUUCGGAUGCUAUGUCGCCCAGAAAAAGUUCCGAUACGACCAGGACCUGCGGAUCCGUGAAGACAAGGGCUACAACCCCCACCAUUGGGCUCACCGCAUCUCGGGUUUCAACUGA
Polychytrium aggregatum is the source of this 416-nucleotide messenger RNA. RefSeq lists its product as uncharacterized. The coding region runs from base 51 to 416 and encodes 121 amino acids. The record is from RefSeq and is a predicted model, not a curated record. The transcript is spliced from 2 exons. Lineage: Eukaryota; Fungi; Chytridiomycota; Chytridiomycetes; Polychytriales.